AGCAUUUAUUAUGACACUCAGUAUCAUGAGAAGCUUUGAAAAAGAUCCUUCUUGCUGGUCCACAUGUAAUAAGGCUUUUGAGAAAAUGAAUGUGUUAAGAGGGCUUUUCACCAAAAGCUGGUCAUCUGAUAUUCGGUUAGAUGGAAAAACUGCUAUAGUGACUGGAGCAAACUCCGGGAUUGGGAAAGAAACGGCAAAGGACCUGGCAAAGCGAGGCGCACGGGUGAUCCUGGCCUGCAGAGACACGGGGAAGGCUGAGGAGGCAGCCAGUGACAUCAGCAGAGACGUGGAGAACGCCAUCGUCGUGGUUCGGAAACUGGACCUGGCCGACACAAAAUCCAUCUGUGAUUUUGCUGAACUGAUUUACAACACUGAAAAGUCUCUUCAUUUGCUGAUUAAUAACGCUGGAGUGGCAAUCUGCCCAUAUUCCACAACAGCAGACGGCUUUGAGACACAGUUUGGAGUCAAUCAUUUAGGACAUUUCUUUCUCACGUUCCUCUUAAUGGAUCUGUUGAAGCAUUCAGCUCCUUCUAGAGUGAUUAAUGUCUCCUCACUGGUUCACCCCAUGGGAAAGAUCCACUUUGAGGACCUGAACAGUGAGAAAAGCUAUCAUCCCGUGAAGGCCUACGUACAGAGCAAACUGGCCAACAUACUUUUCACACGAGAGCUCGCCUCGAGAGUCGAAGAGAUGGGAGUGAGUGUUUAUGCUGUGGAUCCAGGCCUGGUGAAUACAGAGAUCAUCAGGCAUCUGAAGAAGCCCCUGCAGUUCUUUGUGAAGACAUUUGGUUUCCUGAUAAAAACCUCUGCAGAGGGCGCAUAUACCACUCUGUACUGUGCCGUUACUCCUGAUCUGCCCACUGGAACCUACUACAGUAACUGUGCCAUGGCCCCGUGCUCCAGGGCUGCUAAUGACGACAACACUGCGAGCAGACUGUGGGCUGUCAGCUGCCAUCUGCUGGGGAUUCGUUGGAAAUGAGAAGAUAUGACUUCUUCCAUCACAGCCUUAUUUCACACUAAUGCCGUUUUAUGAGUUAUUAUAACCUAGUUUCAACAGCAGCCCAGCCGAGUCCUCUCUGUAUUCAUGUGUUAGUGAUAUUUUGGGUGUUAUAGAUUCAGAGAUACAAGGACAUUUGAAAGUUUAAACAUUUCUUAUCUCACUACCCUUCUGAAAAAUCCUUAUGUUUUGCAUGCUGGGACCAGCAUAGGAUGCUGGUUUCUGGUUUGCUGUUUCAGGAGUGCUCAUGGACCAGCUACACCAGCUCAGUUUUGCUUCAGAACAGCUCUCCACCAGCUAUACCAGCUCAAUUCAUCAUAAACCACCCUGGACCAGCAUCGUGGUUUAUGCUGGAUUUUUCAGCAAGGUAUGCGAUUAUUGAAACAUGCGAUGUAGUUUUCUUAUUAUAAGCAGCUAGUAAUGGUUAAAGUGAGUUUAUUGUCAUUUGAAAAUGAUAAGGUCAGCCACUGAGCAGGACAUGUAACAAGACACGAUAUGCCUGGUAGAAAUAAAUACGAAAGCUAAAUAAUACUGUGUUAAUGGGGUAGAAAUGUCUUGGGAAUGAGUACCUAACGGAGAUAGAAAAUGAUUAUAAGUAGUAACAUAAGUAAGGAUAGUAGUAAGUGCAAACGAGAGCAGAUAGAAAAAAAGAGGUAAAAAGUGCAUGUUCAUGUUCACUGAACAAUUUACUGCCACUUAAUAAACUAUCUUAAAUGACA
Messenger RNA from Megalobrama amblycephala (Wuchang bream), 1713 nucleotides. RefSeq lists its product as uncharacterized. The record is from RefSeq and is a predicted model, not a curated record. NCBI's taxonomy places the organism in Eukaryota, Metazoa, Chordata, Actinopteri, Cypriniformes, Xenocyprididae. Bases 11 to 976 code for a protein of 321 amino acids. The transcript has 7 exons.